Molecule: messenger RNA, 3132 nt
Organism: Gambusia affinis (western mosquitofish)
Lineage: Eukaryota; Metazoa; Chordata; Actinopteri; Cyprinodontiformes; Poeciliidae
Gene: ccne2
Product: cyclin E2
Exons: 12
Coding region: 496-1680 (394 amino acids)
Biological process (GO): regulation of cyclin-dependent protein serine/threonine kinase activity; G1/S transition of mitotic cell cycle
Cellular component (GO): cytoplasm; cyclin E1-CDK2 complex; nucleus
Molecular function (GO): cyclin-dependent protein serine/threonine kinase regulator activity
Source: RefSeq, a predicted model, not a curated record
GGCGGGACCUGUGAGCGGAAGCAGUUCCUAAUCGCUUUAAAAAUCUAAUAUAACUUCGUCAAAUUCAAAAAAAGCUAACACAUUCCUAUGUGUAUCGCUUCAUAAAGGAUUUCUGCGUCGUUAAAAUGCAACCGCGAUAAACGGAAAGUUCGGUUUACCUCUUAAAAACGUUGCUUCGGUUCGAUGACCGUUAGAAACCAACGAAGGCACGGAAAAAACACGACGAAACGGGCGCUAAGCUUCAUUCUGGGGUCGUUUUUAGUCGUUAUACAUCAAAAUAAAGCCAGAGCAACCGAUUUUACCCACUCGUUACUGUCCAUUUGCAAAAAAUCACAGUUCAGAUUUGAACAUUUAGCGCGUUUGUGUUAACCGGGAACGGGCAUGCGCACUGGCGCCGACAGGCAGAUGCGGAUAUAAGGAUUGGCGCCGGCGCCACAGCUGAUGCAUUCAUUCAUUCUUCGCUGAGGAGGAGAGCCAUAAGAAUAAAUCAGCACCAUGUCUAGACGCAGUGGUCGCCUCACGCUUCAAACCAGGAAUUCAAAUGCAGCUGAACCCGCAGUCCGAGAACCACUAAAGAAAAGAAAGUCUGAGCCAAAGAAGAAGCUUCAACCUGCAGCCAAGAAACAGAACUAUGAAAUACAGACGUGUUGGUCGGAGGAUGGCCCCAGUCCGUGCAUUCUCAUUGAAACUCCCCAUAAGGAGCUGGAACCCUCAGACCCAUCAAGCUUCAAGCAGUACCAGUUCAAGAACCUUUUCAUCAAGGCCUCCCCCAUCCCUUGCCUCAGCUGGGCGAGUUCAGAUGACGUUUGGAUUAAAAUGCUCAACAAGGAGCUGAAGUACGUUCAUGAUAAGAGCUACUUGCAGCGGCAUCCCAAACUGCAGCCCAAGAUGAGGGCGAUCUUGUUGGACUGGCUGCUGGAGGUGAGUGAGGUGUAUAACCUCCACAGACAGACAGCAUACCUGGCCCAGGACUACUUUGACCGCUUCAUGCUGACUGAGGAGAACGUAGACAAAGAUCACCUGCAGCUCAUUGGAAUCACAGCCCUCUUCAUCGCCUCCAAGACAGAAGAAAUUUAUCCUCCUAAAAUCUACGAGUUUGCGUACGUCACAGAUGGAGCGUGUAACAUGUGGGACAUCCAGCGCACAGAGCUUCGCAUAUUAAAGGCGUUGGACUGGAACUUGUGUCCAGAGACUCCCAUCUCCUGGCUCAAGCUGUACGUUCAGGUGGAAGCCCAGAAGGAUGGAGAGAACUUCCUGGAGCCGCAGUUUUCUCAGGAGACUUACAUCCAGAUAACACAGCUGUUAGAUUUGUGCAUGAUGGACAUCAGUUCGUUGGACUACAGCUACAGCAUUCUUGCUGCUGCUGCUUUCUGUCACUUCUCUACGUUUGACGUUGUUCAUAAAGUCUCAGGCCUGACCUGGGAGAGCGUGUUUCCCUGUUAUCAGUGGAUGAGUCCCUUCAUGGACACGCUGCGUUCUGAAGCCAAACCGCAGCUGAAAACCUUCCCCAAAGUCAAAACCGACGACAGACACAACAUCCAGACACAUGUGGCCUAUCUGGACCUGCUGAGAAAUGUUCAGGAGCGUCAAAUCGACAGCCCCGACUGUCAGCUGUCGCCUGUUGCCAUGGGGAAGAUUCUGACCCCGCCCAGCAGCACAGAAAAGUCGACCAAUCCCUGAGCUGGACCCCAUCAGCAGAACCCACUACCUCUCUUCAGGACAACUUAACGCCACAGUUGAGUCGUUGUAGCGACGCGUGACGUGGAGAACAAAGGUUUUUAUGUUUGGUUGUUUUAACACUAAGCUCUGACUUCUGGCAGCCAAGAAACUGAUCUGUUUCUUAAUCAGUUUCAGAUUGAUCAGUUUAAUCAAUCACCAGAUUGAUUAAAUCAGUGUUUCCCGACCCUGGUCCUCAAGGCACACUUCAGUCCAGCUGAUUUAAAUCGAUGACUGAUUAUCAGGUGUUUGUUGAACUGCAAUCAGCUGAAUCAGGCACAUUAAAGCAGGGAAACUUCUAUAACAUGUAGGACGGUGUGCCUUGAGGACCAGGGUUGGGAAACACUGGACUAAAUCAUCAGUCUGAUUACAGAUUGAUUUAAUCUGUGAUCAUUUUGCUACAACAGUUUCCACCCAACUGGUCUUUCCUCCAUGUGAGCCGUCACCUGGGAGUUUCACUGGUGCUGAUCUUAAACUUGAAGCUUUGAGGCUUUCUGAUGGUGCUUCAUUUGAUUCUCAGGACAUGAGAAAAACCUGCUUUUGUUCUUGCAUAUGACAGUCAUUCCAUUUUAAACAGGUACAAUUAGACAUGUGCUGCCUGUAUGUCUUUUUUUUUUUUUUUUUUUUUUUAUUUUAGGUCUGAAAGUAAAUCUGUCCUGUAUGGAGGAUUGUCACCUUUAGAACAAACCGCUUGAUUUUUGAUGCCAGAAGCAUUUCAUAACGACCAGAAUUAUUAUUUUUUACCUAUUUAGGUGUUUAAUGCACCUGACGUGCUUGUGGCAAAUUUUUUAAAAACAUUUUGUAUAUUUGUUGCAAUCUGGUUGCAACCUUUUGUUACGUUCCUGGAAAACUUGACAUUUGUGUAAAUCUUUUUUUUUUUUUUUUUUUUUUUUCAUUUUAAGUGCUUGUAUUUAUUAAUAAGCCUUCGUAAGUAAAGGAAAAAUGUUCAUAUGUGAAAUCUUUUAUUGAUUAAACUUAGUCUGGUCACUCAGUGCCAAAGGCAAAAAGGUAUUUAUGACUUUUUCUCCAUAACAUCUGUUCAUUUGAGGUUCAGCAUUAAAUGUUGUACAUAAGGAUGUCUUUUAGUGCCUUUUUUAUAUAACUGGAACGGGGGAGAAAAAUUCUGUACAUGAACUUAAUUUAAAACUGAGUGAGCCAAAAAGUGGAAAUCCAUCAAACCUGUGACUAAACCUCCGCAGUGAACACAAACCAUGUGAACUGUGUAUGAAUGUUAAAGAAUGUUUUUGUACAUAAAGCAAUUUAAACAGAGAAAAUUGUAAUUUCUUUUUUGUAUGGUUUUAAAUAAAUGUUUAAAGUGCUUUUGGUCUUUGUUUUUUAGAGAAGGAAGUAAAAUGCCUGAAUGAUUCUUUGGGUGUCAAAAUGGAGGCAGUUUCAAAACAGAGAAAGAUAAAUGAA